Messenger RNA from Onychostoma macrolepis, 3085 nucleotides. It is a transcript of the gene nkx2.4a, whose product is annotated as NK2 homeobox 4a. Gene Ontology annotation, biological process: regulation of transcription by RNA polymerase II; cell differentiation. Gene Ontology annotation, cellular component: nucleus. Gene Ontology annotation, molecular function: RNA polymerase II cis-regulatory region sequence-specific DNA binding; DNA-binding transcription factor activity, RNA polymerase II-specific. The transcript is spliced from 2 exons. Bases 1510 to 2520 code for a protein of 336 amino acids. The record is from RefSeq and is a predicted model, not a curated record. NCBI's taxonomy places the organism in Eukaryota, Metazoa, Chordata, Actinopteri, Cypriniformes, Cyprinidae.
CUCAGAAUGAACCCAAAUUAAACAUAUCGACAAUUAAACACUUAAACAUGAUUUGCUGAACGUUUAGUAGUCAGAAGAGAACGCUGGGUGUUACUGUUUGUUUUGUGUUGCAAGUUUGCAAAAAGAGUAGAAAUGUGUAGUGCUACUAAAGCCGAAGGUACUUAACGAAAUACCUUCACCUUACAUAGGCUACUUGUACAGUAGGCUAUACCCAAACGUUUGAGACCAGCAUCCACCCACGUGGUCGAAUUAGACAGAGGUGUGUUCAACAUGAAUGACUGAUGCAGGCAUGGAAAUGUUUCUUAUUCCUAAACUUGUAGUUUUAAAACUUCAUGAGCGUACAAGCAUGGCUUAUCCAUUUUUCCUGCGCAUUUAAAAUGAGGCUUAUUUUUAGAGCCUUAUUUUUACAUUUAUAUGAAGUGCCAAAAUUAGGCCACGCAACAUGUGCCCCACACUAUUUUUUUAAAAACUGCAUAAAAUGUGAACUGUAAUUAUUAAUAGCCAUAGACCUGCUCACAUCCGUGAGGUUACUGACCCAUAAAGAAUUUGAAACAGGUCGGAUGAAUUAAACAGGUUAAAUGAGCUUUAUUGUAUUUAGUAUAACGAUUUUUGCCGAGGAAAUAUCGAACGUUUUAAAACUUAAAUGUUAAUUUUUUACAAUGUACGUUCUUCAUAAGCUUAUACGUUUUCCCUUAAUGUAGAUUUCCAGGUUUAUAUAGCUAUUACAAACUCCUUUUGUUUUAGAAACUGUUUAAAAAAUGUGGCUGUACUUCAAAUUUUUGAUUAGAAUGAUUUUCUGUGGACAUUUUUUUUAUUUUUUAUUUUUUUACUAUGAUCUUAUUUGGGAGAGACCCUUAGCGCUGCUUAAGACGCAUAAAUUAGGUCAUAGACUGGAGGGGGUCUUCAUUGUGCCACUCUAACAGUGCGCACUGGCGCUUAUGACUCUCGGAGUGCUCUCAAAGUUGGAAAAAGUAUGGAAUUCCCUAUUGACGCAGAUUAACAGCGCCUAAAAAAAAAAAAAAAAAAAAAGAAGAAGAAGAAGAAGAAGAAGAAGAAGAAGAAAAAGUAGACUUCAGACAGACAGCGUCGGCUCAAUUCGAUACCAAUAAGCUUUGAGGACGAUGUCAGACUCGUGAAUUGUAGCUACGGCAAAAAAAAAAAAAGAAAAAAAAGGGGGGAAAUAUGACCAUUGAAAAUGUUCAGUCGGAAUGAUGAUAUAUGUAAUGUGAAACUAACAAUAUUUUUUUCUCAAUUAUCUUGCUGAGAUGUCAAUGACUAUUGUUUGCUGGUCUAGGGAGUCGCUCCGCCCCUCAUGUUUGUCGUAAAUCUGGCGCCUGGCUACAAUAAACCUGAGAUAAGAGUGGCCAGGGCUCGCCUCCUUCUCCAAGGCGAUCAAUCGGAUCUCAGGCAUACUACAAGCACUCUCUUACGUCGACGUCCACGAGAACAGAGCUGAUACAACAACACGGCUGAGCUCCACCACCAAAUAUCUAUCUGCUUUUCUGAACCAUGUCGCUGAGCCCAAAGCACACGACACCUUUCUCAGUGACAGAUAUUUUGAGCCCAAUUGAGGAGACUUACAAGAAGUUUAGUGGCAUGGAGAGCACUGGAAACCUCACAUCUCCAUUGGGAGCGUACCGGCAACCUCAGGUGUCCCAGACUGGCAUGCAGCAACACUCUAUGGGCCACAACGCCACUGUGGCGACCACCUACCAUAUGCCACACUCCGUUUCCCAGUUCUCGCACAGUGCAAUGGGGGGCUACUGCAAUGGCAGCAUUGCCAACAUGGGGGACCUACCCUCUUACCAAGAAACUAUGAGAAACAGCGCAGCAGCAACAGGGUGGUACGGCGCCAAUCCUGACCCUAGAUACUCAACAAGUAUGAACAUGACAGGAAUGGGCACGCUGACAGGCAUGGCCGACACCACCAAAUCCAUCCCACCUCUGCACGCAGCUCCAAGGAGGAAACGACGGGUGCUCUUCUCUCAAGCACAAGUCUACGAGCUGGAAAGGAGAUUUAAGCAACAGAAAUACCUCUCAGCGCCCGAGAGGGAACACCUGGCUAGUAUGAUACAUCUAACCCCGACGCAGGUCAAGAUCUGGUUUCAGAAUCAUCGCUACAAGAUGAAACGGCAGGCCAAGGACAAAGCAGCGCAGCAGCUUCAACAGGAGGGCAACCUGUGUCAACAGCAGCAGUCGCCGAGGAGAGUGGCUGUCCCUGUCUUAGUGAAGGAUGGCAAGCCUUGUCAAAACGGCUCCAACACACCGACGCCAAACCAACAGCAGAUGCAGCAGCAGCAGAACGGAUCCGGGGUCGUGCUUCCUACCUCCAGUAACUCUAUGAACCAACACCAAACCCAACAGGUCAACGCACUGGUCCAGGCCCAAGACCUGGAGGAAAUGUCCCCCAGUCCCCCGUCACUCCACUCGCAGAUGAACAACAUGGGCCAGAUAGACACUACUGUAGAUUACACAAAUAACAUGGUCACGUCAAAUCUGCUUUAUGGCAGAACGUGGUAAGACCGGGCACCUUUUCUUUCCUCCGUUUUACCACAAACUUUAACGUCCUCUGAAUUAAGAACUGCAGCGAGGCCAAAAGCAGACAGUGCUUCGCAAGCCGAGCAUCCGUGUGGCGGGUGGUCGGAUCAAAGGAGCCAGUUUUUGCGGGAAAUUUACCACUUUUUUUUUUUCUUUUCUAAAAAACUGUUUUUGUGGUCACAGUUUUCUACAAUGACCCUGCUACUCAUUAUGGACAAAAUAACAAUUUCUAGCCUCACGCUCUAUGUUUGGGACUUCCUUUUGUUGUUCUAGUAGAAGGUUGUCUGUUGUUAAACAAAAUUGCUGCUCCACAUCUAUGGCAAUGCCAGGACACGGGAAGCAAUGUUUCAUAUUUCAGGUAUGAACUUCUAGCAAGAACUGGAAAAGUUUCCAGAUCUCAAUAAAUGCCUGAACGUGCGACUGAAGCGACUAUUGUAAAAACUAAUGUAUUCAUUUAGAGAAAUGAAAAGUAGGGACUGUAUAUUUGGCUAACACUUAAGUUUCUGUUUACUUGUAAUAUAAAUGUUUGAGUCUUUUCGUUGGUCAU